Messenger RNA from Salvelinus fontinalis (brook trout), 10653 nucleotides. RefSeq lists its product as uncharacterized. The coding region runs from base 5371 to 6669 and encodes 432 amino acids. The record is from RefSeq and is a predicted model, not a curated record. Lineage: Eukaryota; Metazoa; Chordata; Actinopteri; Salmoniformes; Salmonidae. The transcript is spliced from 3 exons.
CAGUCUCUGGGUUAGUGUUAACAUCACCUGUAAAUGCACACUGGAAAGGUGUGAUGGAUAUGUGUAGAAAUGACCAUAAUCAUUCUAAUCACCUGCAAAUGCACACUGGACAGGUGAAAAAAAAAUCACGUGUACAAAAAUGACAUUUGACACUUUUACUGGUGUUCUUUAAUUAUUUGUUACUUUUUUCAAUUAACUUUUUUUUCUUAACUUCUUAAAGCAUUGUUGGUUAAGGGCUUGUAAGUAAGCAUUUCACUGUAAGCAUCUACAGCUGUUGUAUUUGGCGCAUGUGACAAAUAACAAUUGAUUUGAAUAAAGCAAGUGAAAAAUUAUAACUAAGACGUGUUCCAGGUAAAAUGAUUUGAACCUUUAGACAGGCGAAAAAAACACAUGUACGAAAAAAUGACAUUUAACACUUGAAAAAGGCAAGUGAAAAAUUAUUACAAGUGUUAAGAUACCCCCAAGCUCUGGGGCCUCAUUUAUAAAUGUUGCGUAGACACAAAAGGCUGCGUACGCCACUUUCUAAACAAAUUCUGGGAUUAUUAUUUUUUUUAACUUGACGGGAGAAUGUGCGGUCCUCCACAGACACUGUUACGCUUCGAACACACCGACUGCGUCAUUGCGUUUCGAUACACCAGAAGUACAUUCAUUUCCAAUGGAACGCUGCAUUUGCCUUGCAGCAUUGCGUUGCAGAGGCAGUUGCAGUGCGUUCUGUGUGGUGCAUACGUUCGAUAAAUCGAACGUAUGCAUCAAAUUGUAUGAGUGGACUUGACAGAAAGUAGCAAAAUAUGAAUGUAGAUCUUUUUUUUGCACACAUUCAGUAAAAAUUUGGGAUUACAUAAAAACAGUUUGAUUGCAUAAUUUCUUUACAUUUUUUAUUUAUUUAUUUGCCAAGUAUAUUAUUUAUUCGAUGACAUCCUCAAAUUAAUUGUGAGAGCCUAUAAUAUAAUUUCCCCCCAAUAUGCAGUUUUGGAGCGAAAUGCAAUAAUAAAUAGUCAAGAUAGGCAGAGUAGGCUCUUUCAACAAUGAGACCAACGUGGAAGGUGGUAUGACUAUUUCUUUCACACACACCUCAUUGGCUAGGUUAGCAAGCUAGGUUAGCUAGCUAGCUAACGCUAACUAGCCACAUCUAGCACAAGCUCACUACUAAACUGACCUGGCAAUCCUACUAUCGUGGACACUUGUCUCCAAGCAGCAUUUUUUGUGUUUAUGUCCCUGUAGCUGUCAGCAGUUGUGUCAAAAAGACACGGUUUUGAGGAUACUGCGAAAAUGAUUCUCUCCUCCAUGUGUCCAACCGCAUGCGACCAUUUGCAAAAGGUACCUGCAUCAAGUAUAGUUGCCUAGUUGCGCAAAAUGUUAUGCAGCAGUGAUGCAAUGACGCAGCCGGUGUGUUCGAAGCGUUACCCAUAGGUACGCACGUAAACUGGACAAACGAGAAACUGCGACUCCGAUGGCAGAUGGCAGAAGGAUGAAACUCGAGAAACGAUGUGAAAUUGAUACCAUUGUGUAAAAUAAAUUGAAAUAUUACUUCUCACGUAUUAUAUAUGAAGACGUCCCUGGAGUGCGCACAAAAAAAACAUGAUUUAGGAUAAUACAUACAAAUGGAGAUCUGUUGUUGCAAAAGAAACCCUCAAAUAUGUUGUACAGUUCAAUCUGAAAUCAUAUUUAUUUGGUUCUGAAAUUAUACAAUACUUGCGUGUAAUAAAAUUUAUUCUGAAAUGUAAUAAGGUGAACAGUAAGACAAACUACAUUUAAACUGAUGCCAUUUUCAAUGCCUCAGUCGGGCUGAUACAAGUGCACAGUUUUAUAUGUUAUCACAUGUUCGUUGCGCAGAAUGUCAACGUGAUAACGGCCCUGUCAUGGUCAGUUACAAUCAGGGUAAUUACCGCACCUGAAGGUGUUACGCAAUUGGGUAGCUUUGACAAUCAAAUGGGUGGGUAUAAAAAGGCAUGCAAUUACAAUGUGUAAUGACGCACAAUGGCUGCUUUGGCACUGUUGGAAGAUUUGGCGAAUGGAAGAAUUCUGAAAGCGCAAAUUCAGAGACCAGCAAGAUUUACUGGCCAAUGAUGAUGAGCGGCUUAUAAACCAGUUCCGAUUACCAAGAGCUGUUCUCUUGGAUCUCUGUGCUGUAGUGGGCCCAGCUAUACAGAGAAACACCCGCAGAAACCAAGCCGUGCCUGCCCCACUUCAAAUCCUGACAACCCUCGGAUUUCUGUCAACAGGCACUGUUACAUACGCCUCUUGGAGGGAACGGAACACCCUGCUACACUCAACUCCCCGUGGAGUGAAAAUGGUAUGUGACUGUACAGUAGGUGUGGGUAAGGAUGACAUGGGCCGAGAAUAUUACCGUUUACAGGGAAUUUAUUUCCUUCACAAGUCAGUCGGGGAAAAGGGGCUAGACGGAACCAAAGCAAAGAAGGUAAAAGUUCAAAAGUCCCCUCCUACCUUACCUGCCUACCCACGACUUACCUACAUUAACACCACCUGGCACGCUAACCAAAAUACAGGGGGGGGAAAUGGGUCAGUCCAGGUCUUACCUAGUGUGCAUAGACAGAGUACAUACUACAGGUAUAUGUAUGCCCGCAGGCCUCUUUGCCUAAGCACUCCCAAGGUGCCUUCCCCUUCCCCCUGGGAACAAAUUAAACAGAAUAAUACAAACAUAAAGUGAACAAGUUAAAUAAUCAAACAGUCCUUCUGGCAUACACAUACCUCAGCAGGAACGGCUACAAAAUACUUUACAAACUGUCUCUGAGCAACAACCAACACAAGACAUCAAAGAAGCUCUCUCUCCUAACAAAGGAACACUCUUUUAUCCAGCUGCAGAAGGAGUUUGUAAUUGCAGACAGCUGUUUCCCCUAAUGAGAGGGCGGGAUCAGAGCUCCAAACUGCAAUGGGGCUGACCAAUCAGCUGCUUGGGGGAAUUCAGGAAGCAAUUUCCUGAAAUACACACAUACAUAUACACAAACCCACAACACAGAAACUGGGGAACGUAACAGGCACUUUUAAAAGGGAAUUGGCUGACAGGUCAGGAAUCUCUCAGACAACCUUUAGCCAUGUUAUGCCAGACGUGUUAGGAGGUAUAAUUGGAUUGAUGCACCUCUACAUAAAGUUUCCUUACACGGUGGGUGAACAGGCAAAUUAAAAAAGUGCAAUUUGCAGCAAUGUCCGGUUUCCCAAAUGUAAUUGGUGCUAUUGACCGCACUCAUGUUGCUAUAUGGGCACCGAGUGAGAAUGAAUUUGCUUUCAAAAAUCGAAAGCAUUACCAUUCCACUAAUGUCCAAAUCAUAUGUGAUCCGGACAUGGUACUGACUAAUGUAGUGGCUCGGUGGCCUGGGUCAACCCACGACUCAUUCAUAUGGAGCAACAGCAGUGUUGGGCGCAGACUUGAGGCCGGAGCUGUGCGUGUUGGCUGGCUUCUAGGUACAGAUGAUUCAUGUAGAAAUUCUAAAUCAAUUGCAAUUUUUCUCUACUGCAGUGCCUAACCCAUUCACUAACCUUACAGGCGACAGUGGAUUCUCCCUCAAGCUGUGGCUGCUCACCCUUUUCACCAACCCACAUAGCGCAGAGGAGAGGAACUACAAAGUGCGCCCUUGCCAGGUACACACUGUUGUGGAGCGCACCAUUGGGCUUCUGAAGGGCAGAUGGUGCUGCCUCGAUUCCUCAGGCGGAAACCUUUUAUACAAGUCUGAAAACGUCUGGGACAUUGUGAGGGAGUGUCCUGUGCUACAUAAUGUGGCACAGCUAAGGAAUGUGGCUUUACCCCCUGACGCUGUUGGUUGUGUAGAAUUGCAUUGGGGGAAUAGAUAUCUCACUGUACAGCCUUACCUAUGAAUUGUGGAUCAAUGACAUGAGGUCAUUUGGAUCCAAGAUGGCGUAGCAGUAGGACGUGUGUAUUUGUCUUUGUCUUAUCCCGUGUCUUAUCCCGUGUAAAUAGCCGGUCUAUUUCGUAUAUAUCUUAAUCUCACUUUCUAUCUACGGACUAAAUAUACUUUCCUGCAACCCACCUCACCCAAUGUGGUACGGAUCUGCUAUUUUUAUUCCAUUAUAACUGGAACUUCCAUCAGGAUCUAGCCAGGUAACUAGCUACUAGUCUUUGUUAGCCACGGCUAGCGGUCUUCACCUUUUUCUCGGUCACCAGCCAGCCUUAGAUCGGAUAACACCUGCCAGUCUGCACAGCGCAAUAUCAACCCAGAGUAUAUCGGACUGCCUCUCUCUACCAUAUCACCGGAUUCCUGCCGCUCUGGAUCAUUACACCGGAUCAUUGCAGCUAGCUAGCUGCAAACGAGUGGCUACUGUUAGCUAAGACCUCUGUCCCGAAGCAAGCACCAGCUAGCCUUGAGCUAGCCUCAAGCUAGGCCCAUAUACCAGCUAAUUCUAGGGCAAAUAUACCUCCUUUUCCAAUUGGCCUGGACCCUUUGUCGACACGGAGCCCCGCCGAUUCAUCACAACUGGACUGCCGACGUGAUCGCCCGAUGUGGUCUCAACAGGUUAUUCUGUUAUAAUGUCGCCGAAGAACCAUCUACUAGCCCCGGCCCGCUAGCUUUUCUGAACUCUGUGUUCCCUGCUCGCCUAGCGUAGUAGUGACUACUGAACGGCACCCUGACUCACCUAUUGCUGCUCUUUUGACCCUAUGAUCACUCAGCUACACAGCUGAUGCCCCCUGUACUGUUUCAAUAACAUGGUACCUCAUUUUGUUUACCUGCCGGCCCCAGUCUAGAACUCAGGUCCUGUAUGUACCUAACUGACCCGCUCUGCCCAUUCAUCGACAUUUACCCAUUGUUGUCUUAGCUCUUCUGAUCAACACCUGUGAUUGCUUUAUGCCUCUAAUGUCAAUAUGGCUUGUCUACUGCUGUCUUGGCUAAUUCUUAUUGAUUUAUUUCACUGCAGAGCCCUCAGUCCCACUCAAAAUGCCUUAGAUAGCUCUUUUGGCCCACCCCACACACAUGCGGAGAGACCUCACCUGGCUUAACUGGUGCCUACAGAAACGAAACCUCUCAUCAUCACUCAACACCUAGGUUUACCUCCACUGUACUCACAUCCUACCAUACCAUUGUCUGUACAUUAUGCCCUGAAUCUAUUCUGCCACGCCCAAAAAUCUGCUCCUUUUAUUGUCAGUCCCCAACGCACUAGAAGACCAGUUCUUAUAGCCCUUAGCAGUACCCUUAUCCUACUCCUCUGUUCCUCUCGUGAUGUAGAGGUUAACCCAGGCUCUGUAGCCCCCAGUUCCACUCCUAUUUCCCAGGCGCUGUCAUUUGUUGACUUCUGUAACCGUAAAAGCUUUGGUUUCAUGCAUGUUAACAUCAGAAGCCUCCUCCCUUAGUUUGUUUUAUUCACUGCUUUGGCACACUUCACCAGCCCUGAUGUCCUAGCAUGUCUGAAUCCUGGCAUAGGAAGUCCACCAAAAAUUCUGAAAUUUCCAUCCCCAACUUCAACAUUUUCCGCCAAGGUAGAACUGCCAAAGGGGGUGGAGUUGCAAUCUACUGCAGAGAUAGCCUGCAGAGUUCAGUCAUGCUAUCCAGGUCUGUGCACAAAAAAUUUGAGCUUCAACUUCUAAAAAUCCAGUCUCUCACCAUUGCCGGUUGUUAUAGACCCCCCUCAUCCACCAGCUGUGCCCUGGACACCAUAUGUGAAUUAAUUGCCCCCCAUUUAUCUUCAGAGUUUGUACUGUUAGGUGACCUAAACUGGGAUAUGCUUAACACCCCGGCUAUCCUGCAAUCUAAGCUAGAUGCCCUCAAUCUCACACAAAUUAUCAAGGAACCUACCAGGUACAGCUCUAAAUUCGUAAACAAGGGCACCCUCAUAGAUAUCAUCCUGACCAACCUGCCGUGUAAAUACACCUCUGCUGUCUUCAACCAGGAUCUCAGCGAUCACUGCUUCAUUGCCUGCGUCCGUAAUGGGUCUGCGGUCAAACGACCCCUAAAACACUUCAGCGAGCAGGCCUUUCUAAUUGACCUGGGCCGGGUAUCCUGGAAGGAUAUUGAUCUCAUUCUGUCAGUAGAGGAUGCCUGGUUAUUCUUUAAAAAUGCUUUCCUCACCAUCUUAAAUAAGCAUGCCCCAUUCAAAAAAUGUAGAACUGAGAACAGAUUUAGCCCUUGGUUCACUCCAGACUUGACUGCCCUUGACCAGCACAAAAACAUCCUGUGGCGUUCUGCAUUAGCAUCGAAUAGCCCCCACGAUAUGCAACUUUUCAGGGAAGUUAGGAACCAAUAUACACAGGCAGUUAAGAAAGCAAAGGCUAGCUUUUUCAAACAGAAAUUUGCAUCCUGUAGCACAAACUCCAAAAAGUUCUGGGACACAGUAAAGUCCAUGGAGAAUAAGAGCAUCUCCUCCCAGCUGCCCACUGCACUGAGGCUAGGAAACACUGUCACCACUGAUAAACCCACUAUAAUUGAGAAUUUCAAUAAGCAUUUCUCCACAGCUGGCCAUACUUUCCACCUGGCUACCCCUACCCCGGUCAACAGCACUGCACCCCCCACAGCAACUUGCCCAAGCCUCCCCCAUUUCUCCUUCACCCAAAUCCAGAUAGCUGAUGUUCUGAAAGAGCUACAAAAUCUGAACCCCUACAAAUCAGCAGGGCUAGACAAUCUUGACCGUCUCUUUCUAAAAUUAUCCACCGCAAUUGUUGCAACCCCUAUUACUAGUCUGUUCAACCUCUUUUGUAUUGCCUGAGAUUUCUAAGGUCUUCGAAAGCCAAGUUAACAAACAGAUCACCGACCAUUUCGAAUCCCACCGCACCUUCUCCGCUAUGCAAUCUGGUUUCAGAGCUGGUCAUGGGUGCACCUUAGCCACGCUCAAGGUCCUAAACGAUAUCAUAACCGCUAUCGAUAAGACGCAAUACUGUGCAGCCGUCUUCCUCGACCUGGCCAAGGUUUCGACUCUGUCAAUCACUGCAUUCUUAUUGGCAGACUCAACAGCCUUGGCUUCUCAAAUAACUGCCGCGCCUGGUUCACCAACUACUUCUCAGAUAGAGAUCAGUGUGUCAAAUCGGAGGGCCUGUUGUCCAGAACUCUGGCAGUCUCUAUGGGGGUGCCACAGGGUUCAAUUCUCGGGCCGACUCGCUUCUCUGUAUACAUCAAUGAUGAAAUCCUGGUUGAGAACGAAACGACUGAACAAAUGAACAACGAAACAGCACAGCAAGUAACUGAAAGAAAUAGGUUUUGAUUAUGUUUUACUGGUAAUAGGGACAUACCAAAAUGCCAACAAAAUAACUUUUUGGUCAGUGUGGUGUGUGUAACCUUUAUUUAACUGGGCAAGUCAGUUAAAAACAAAUUCUUAUUUACAAUGACGGCCUACACCGGCCAAACCCUGAGGACGCUGGGACAAUUGUGCCCCGCCCUAUGGGACUCCCAAUCACGGACGGAUGUGAUACAGCCUGGAUUCGAACCAGGGACUGUAGUGAUGCCCCGUGCACUGAGAUGCAGUGCCUUAGACUGCUGUGUCCGUGUGUGUGUUAACUAUUUAACUGUACUGGAAUGCUUAAAAGGCGGCAAAAAUGUUCAAUAACGGUUAUCGGUAUCUAUUUUUUUUUGGCAAGGAAAAUAUUGGGUAUCGGUGCAUCAGUAUCUGAAAAUACUGUGAAUUGAGACACAUUUAUUGUAUCACUCAACCUACUAUGUGUAUUGAACACUAUUUCAGUGGAAAAACAAUACAACCUGGAUGUUUUGGAGCCUGCUAACUCUGAGGACUUUGCUAAAAAAGCACUUGGAUACUGAGUAGACUGAUACCCCAUUUCAUUGAUCCCCAAUCCUUAGGUAAAGCUGUACAAUGAAAUAUACAUGUCAAUACGCACAAUAGGCUGACUGGGGAGGUGAUUUCCCACAGUCACAGUCCCGCGAUAAGAGCUACUAUGACACUAAUAUUUGUGUAAACUCUUCCCAGUUGUGUUCUGUGGGACUAGACUCAUACUCCAUUUCAUUGCUCCACAUUCCAACACUCCAACCUUGUUUACGAUUAUCUAGUCUAAAUAUGGCAUGAUUCCACCAAUUGUAACCUUCUGCAUCACUUUCAAAGAGGGACUUUUAUUUUGGCGACACAUAACCCGUCCGGUCAAGCAAUACUAGUAUGGAUGUUUAUAGCGUUCGUUUUGGGCAACAGGGUUAAGUAGCUGGCUAGCUAGUUAUUUUAAUAGGAGAACAACAAGUGGCUACCUAGCUAAUACUUACAAGGAUUCCUAAACCUAAAAGGAUUCCUUUUCCCAUUCGGUCAAACAAUAAUGCCUUAUUACCAACGUAGUACUCUACAGCUUUGACAAUAACAUGAAAGGGGGAUACCUAAUCAGAUGUACAACUGAAUGCCUUCAAAUGAAAUGUGUAUUUUAUCCAACCUCUGAAUCAGAGAGGUGAGGUUGCCUUAAUCAACAUCCACAGCACCCGGGGAACAGUGUGUUAAGUGCCUUGCUCAGGGGCAGAACAACAGAUUUUUACCUUGUCAGCUUGGGGAUUUGAUCCAGCAACUUUUCGGUUACUGGCCCAAUGCUCUAACCACUAGGCUACCUGGUGCCGCUUGGCUUGUGCACACACCAUUCUGUAAUUCAAAUUGUGUUAUUUGACGUGUAUCUUUUUGGACACGCAAAGACCCAAACGGCGUUCCAUACGCAAAGACCCAAACAGCGUUCGAUUAAAUUCCCAACCAACACGGCUCCCGGUACAUGUCCUCUAUUCAUUUGAAUGUUGUCAUUUGGCCAACGGUCCAAUAUUCCAACACUGCUGUGAGUACAUAUUACACGUUAUGGACUACGAUAGACGCUUAACUCUGCAUGUUCUCCGGUUCGUAAAGAUGUACAAACAUACUAAAACCCAACCUGAAUUGCCACACUGUCUGCUGAAAGUAGCUACCAAAAGUAAUUAUUGGGCGAGUGUGGAUAUUUAAGUGAAAGAAAGUGAAUCAUCAAUGUUAUAAAUUACGGUUAAACUGUCAACAUCUAGUGAAUCUGUUUUCAUUUCAACAGUUUACUUUCCAUGAUGUGCUAGAUGCCUUGCUUUGAUGUGAAGAAAACAAAUCCACUGGGGCUCAUAUGCUUUAUCCAUUUCUGCUGCAGCUCUCUGAUGGUGUCCAUAUUGAUCAUGUCCCUGCUUACAAAUAUCUGGGCAUCUGGAUAGAUGAAAAACUGUCUUUUUAAAGCCAUAUCGAGGAAUUAAUUAAGAAGCUGAGAAUAAAAAUGGCCUUCUUUUAUAGAAAUAGGCCCUGCCUCUUGCUAAAUAGUCGAAAGCAGAUUAUUUAGUUGACGUUCCUAUCAGUCCUAGACUUUGGUGACAUGAACACAGCUGCAACUUCAUUAAAACUGAUGCAGUUCAUCAUAGAAUACCGCGCUUUAUUACUGGCACCAAUUGUAGUACUCAUCACUGCAUUCUCCACCAUAAAGUUGGUUGGCCCUCAUUGAUGUCAUACACGAGUUCCCCCGGUCCCAGGGAUGGUUAACUUUGGAAAUUCCUUUGGUCUCUACUGAGUGAGGCAACCAUAAAGAAAGCACUGGCUGUCGUUGGCGAACCCUCUACACCCUCAGUUCGAGAGGCUUUCUUCUGGCCGGUGCUUCAGAACGCCCAUGGCCAAGAAGAAUGUGGUCAAACAUUAAUUUGUUCCUUGUGCUGUUGGACUACUAAAAAAGUAAAGUAAAGUAAAUUGUAUUGGUAUCUGGACCUAUCUAUCUAGUGCAGUUGGGACAGUGGUUGUUGUGAGUGAAUGUAUUAAUGUCCUCUAUGUUGUUGUUUAUGCAACAUGAUGCACUGACUGGUUUAAAUGUGUAUGAUGUGAGAAUGUAUGUGAUUCUUUUAAUGAAGGUGAUGCCAAAGAAAAAUGGCCAUUCUGGAUGGACAAUUAAGUUUUAUUCUAUUCUAUGACACUUUUUUUUUGGUGUGCCAGGACCAUUCACAGUUGAGAUCGCUCAGUUUAGCUCAUCGCUGAUUGGCUGUUAUUUUAUAAAAUAUUUUUGGUUAAUUCCCUUGGCAUCCAUGAGCACACACCACUGAUUGUGACAUAGCUACGUAGCUCUGAGAGCAACAUCCAAGGGGAAUGACCCAAACACGCACCUCCCCGCAAUUCCUAACCAACAAGUCUCCAGUACACGGCUUCUGUACAUUUGAAUUUGUUGACAGUUGGAGGAAUUGCUGGAGGUGCGCUGAGAAUUCAAAAAGUAUGAAUGUCAAAGGUACAAUAUUCUAGAACACUGCUGUGUGUACCGGUACGGUACUCUGAUAGACCCUUUAGGGGUUGAUGUAAGCCUUAAAGUAAAUAAGAUGUUUUCAUUGUCACAUAAUGUUGGCUACACCAGAUAGGUGCAAUGAAAUGUGUUGUUUUACAGGGUCAUCUAUGUACAGCGCCCCUGGAGCAAAUUAAGGUAAAUGCCUUGCUCAAGGGCAUAUUGACAGAGGUUUCACCUUGUCGGCUCAGAUAUUUAAACCAGCAACCUUUCAAUUGCUGGCCCAACGCCCUAACUGCUCGGCUACCUGGCGCCCUAACUGCUAGGCUACCUGCCGCCCUAAAGUGCCCUAGCCCUUGUACUACAUACACUGCACUGUGCUGUUCUGUGCCAAUUACUGUGAAUCUUCAGCAUUACGUAAUAGAGUACCACAGUAUGAGUCAUAAUACCCAUGGUUAUCAAAACGUCACACCAGAGUAAGCCUACAUGAAACACAGUCCUUAUUUUAAGUGUUUCUU